Molecule: messenger RNA, 808 nt
Organism: Tribolium castaneum (red flour beetle)
Lineage: Eukaryota; Metazoa; Arthropoda; Insecta; Coleoptera; Tenebrionidae
Exons: 2
Coding region: 137-748 (203 amino acids)
Biological process (GO): dendrite morphogenesis; regulation of actin filament polymerization; regulation of filopodium assembly
Cellular component (GO): lamellipodium; nucleus; dendrite
Molecular function (GO): actin monomer binding; actin filament binding
Source: RefSeq, a predicted model, not a curated record
UGGUGCUAGCUCCAUGCGCGCAGCAAUUGUCUGGUCGACUGUAAUGUUGGGAUUUUGGUGCUAUCUUCACCGAUAUACAUAACCAAACAUUUUGGUACCGCAUUUAAAAAAUUAUAAAAUAAUUAGUUGUAAACAAAUGGCCGAGACAGAGGUGGCUACAGGCUCGAGUGUUGAGGUCAAAACAGAGCCCAAAAGUCCCGAGAGUGACGAAGAAGUUGACGAAAAACCAAUACCCUCCAUUCUUGACAGCAUUUCUAAAGAACAAAUCGCCAACUUUCAGCCGUACUAUGAGCGGUAUUUUGAAAAAAAGUACUGUACAAAAUUCACGACCGAAAAUGUAAACUUGGAUACCUGUGUUAGGGUUCACACUAACAAGGUUUGCGUGAUUUCUUUAUCAGAGAAGCACUCUAUAAUAAAAAAGCAUCAAAGAAUAAAAAAUCUCAACUUUCAAGUAAGCCUCAAAGUGAAUCGUUUAAAAAAUAACAUGUCAGGGAAAGGGAAGAGAGGAGCACAACUCUUGCAGCCUGAAUCCGUUCUAUGUUUCAUUGAGACUGAAGACGGUGAAAAGUACCCCGUCCAUGCAGGCAUUUAUGGAAAAUUGCUGGAAAUAAAUGAUAGGCUUUCGGAAAACCCUAACUUGCUUGUGGAUGAUUUAAAUGAAGGUUUUCUCGCGGUGAUUUUGCCUGAUUUGCGUCGACUUGAGGAGAACAUAAAGUCGCUAGUAGUUAAAGAGGAAUACAAUACGUAACAUUUAUUGAAUAAUGCAUUUUAUAACUUAUUGACUCUAACUAAUAAAUAACUCAAAGUA